Messenger RNA from Scleropages formosus (Asian bonytongue), 768 nucleotides. Its product is annotated as lactose-binding lectin l-2-like. The record is from RefSeq and is a predicted model, not a curated record. The coding region runs from base 54 to 623 and encodes 189 amino acids. NCBI's taxonomy places the organism in Eukaryota, Metazoa, Chordata, Actinopteri, Osteoglossiformes, Osteoglossidae. The transcript is spliced from 7 exons.
CAAACACAGGUGGGAGAAAAAACUUUCACUCAUUUUGGAAUUUUGCGAAAUCCAUGAUGGUCCAUUAUAUAACAACAGUGGCUCUGCUGUUUCACCUGCUUCCGUGGCAUGGCUGUGGUGGGGAACAAGCAGCAAGAUCGAAGAGAUUUUUGUCAGUCUUAUUGCCUCAGGAAAAACCAAACCAGAAUACAGAUUCUUCAACUGUGAGUUUCUGCCAAGGCUCCUGUCCAACCGGCUGGGUCAGCUUUAACGACCGCUGUUUCCAGUAUAUCUCCAGCAAGAAGAGCUGGGCUGAUGCAGAGGUGCAAUGUUUGUCUCUGGGAGGAAACUUGGCUUCAGUGCACAGUGAGGAUGAGUUUCAGUUCAUCAGGAGCCUAAUCAGGAGUAAGGACCCUGCAGAGAAUGCUGCCUGGAUUGGGCUAACCGACUGCCAAAAGAAGGGCACCUGGCUGUGGUCAGAUGGCUCCAAAAUGAGUUUCACCAAGUGGAACACAGGGGAGCCUAACAAUGUGAACGGCGGAGAGAACUGCGUGCACACAAGUUGGAGCUCACAGAAAGGGUGGAAUGACAUCUCGUGCAAAGACAUCUACGCUGCUGUGUGUGCUCUCAACUCAGACUUGUGAAGUAUCAUAUGAAGAUGUUACCUGGAGAGAGAUGGAGAGCCAGCCAUCUUCAUGAUGCAGCGUCUUGCUCCCUCAUGGGUGUCCAAUGGGCCUUUUCACACUUUUCUUUCUAUGCACUUCUUCAUUCUCCUCUUUCUUUGCUUCU